AUGCCCGUGACGAGGGAAGGCCACGAUGUCGAUAACCACAGUGAUGACAAUGACUAUCAGAAUCAGAAGCAAAUGAUCGAAGCAAAGUUGAAAGAACUAAUUUCAAUGAUGCGGGCUGUAUUUUGUGACACCCAUGGUAGACGCGAAAACGACGAUGAAGACGGAAAAAAUAGUGAACAAGACGAGCAAGACGAGGACUUGGAUCCUUGGCCGGCGAACAGCAAACGCUCAAGAAUGAGGGGUGCUUCGCGCUCUCCCAACAAGCUCCGCGGGUCCGACUCCGACUAG
Psilocybe cubensis is the source of this 288-nucleotide messenger RNA. RefSeq lists its product as uncharacterized. The record is from RefSeq and is a predicted model, not a curated record. Lineage: Eukaryota; Fungi; Basidiomycota; Agaricomycetes; Agaricales; Agrocybaceae. Bases 1 to 288 code for a protein of 95 amino acids. The transcript is spliced from 4 exons.